Messenger RNA from Acanthoscelides obtectus, 558 nucleotides. The record is from the annotation of a GenBank genome assembly. Lineage: Eukaryota; Metazoa; Arthropoda; Insecta; Coleoptera; Chrysomelidae.
AUGAAGAUCGACAAAGUGAAGGUGGAUAAACAUCAAAACAAUGACCUAGAGCAUGUGAAAUCCAAGAAACCAAAAAUAUCAGAGGAGGACAGCUCAGACAGUGAACCAAAAAAGAAGACAAAGAAACGAAAACAGGACGCUUCUUCCAGCUCAUCAAGUUCUUCUAGCAGUUCCAGUUCCAGCAGUUCUACCAGCAGCAGUUCAAGUGACUCGUCUUCAGAGGAAGAAGUUCCCAAAAAGAAACUUAAGAAGACAAAGGUAUUAAAGAACAAACGAAACAUGUCACCAAGCAGUUCAAGUAGUGAUGAUGAUAAGCACAAAAAGAAAAAGAAUUUAAAGAAGAAAAUGAAAAGAUCAAGCUCAUCAUCCAGUUCUUCUUCAAGCUCUUCCAGUAGUUCAAGUGGCAGUUCUUCAGAUGAGAAAUCUAAGAAAAAACAUGAUGCAAAUGGUAAAGUAAAGAAAGAUAAGAAGAAAAAAAAGGAAGACCCUAAAGCUGAUGCAUGUGAGGACAAUAAGAAAAGGACAACUCCUCCUCCUCCUAUUGGUUUUAAAGCGUAA